UAUAGGACUUUUCUUAUCAACCAUUCCCGUCCAACGACUUUGAAUAUUUAUUAAUAGCAGCUCCAUGACUAAUGUGUGAGGAACCAGUAAGGAAAAAAGGAAGUACAGAAUUCAUGGAUCCCAAUCAUGGUGAAGAAUCAAGUGAGUUGUUACAAGCUCAAGCUCACAUCUACAAACACAUAUUCAACUUUGCGAAUUCCAUGUGCCUUAGUUCUGCUCUUCAACUAGGCAUACCAGACAUCAUUCACAACCAUAAACAACCCAUUACUCUUCCCCAGCUAGUCACAACACUUCAGCUUCCUCCCACAAAAACCAGUCAUGUUCACCGGCUCAUGCGCUUAUUGGUGCACUCUAAUUUCUUCGCUACCACGAAAAUUCAUGUAAAUCAAGAAGAAGAAGAAGAAGAAGGGUAUGUUCUCACCCCAUGUUCUAAGCUCCUCCUCAAAGAUGAACUCAUCACUUUGGCGCCAUUUGUUCAGGCAAUGGUUCAUCCGGGUCUAUUCACUCCAUGGCAGUUCUUGGGAGAUUGGUUUCGGAGCGAUGAGAUCAAUGCAUUCGAAACUGCACAUGGGGUUAAGAUGUGGGAAUUUGGAGAUCAAAACCCCGAAUUCAACAACAUUUUCAAUAAGACUGAUUGUUGGAGACUGCAAGGAUAUAUUUGGAGAGUUGCAUUCAUUGCUCGGAUUGUUUUGGAGGCGUUCCCUCAUAUCAAAUGCACAGUAUUUGACCUCCCACAAGUUGUCGCCAGCUCUCCAGAGAGUGAGAACCUGAAUUAUGUUGGAGGAAAUAUGUUUCAGUCUAUCCCUUCUGCAGAUGCCAUUUUAUUCAAGUGUGUUUUGCAUAAUUGGAGCGACGAGGAUUGUGUGAAAAUACUGAAGAGAUGCAGAGAAGCCAUUCCAAGCAAAGGUGGAGGGAAAGUUAUUAUCAUAGACAUGGUGAUAAAUGGUGAGAAAGAUGAACAUGACAUUGCAGAAACAAAGCUCGUCUUUGAUAUACUGAUGAUGGUUCUGGUUAAUGGGAGAGAGAGAAAUGAGACAGAAUGGGAGAAACACUUCCUGGAAGCUGGUUUUAGUAGCUACAAGAUAACACCCAUCUUUGGUUUAAGGUCAGUUAUUGAGGUUUUUCCUUAGAGAGGCUUAAUUAUGUACCGUGUACCGUGAGAGCCUAAUGAAUAAUGAACCUCUCUUUAUGGCUAUGGAAGUGUCUACUUUACAAUUAUAUAUGCAUUUUAAAGAACUUAUGAUACCAUGAUGGUGUUACCAGUCUACUCAUACAGAUAGGUUAAAAUUAAGGGAACCUGUUAUGACUCAAUACUUCCAUAUCAUGAGAGUAAGUGUGGUGGCAUUUAGUAGGAAUUUGGAUCCUCCCGUGUGCACUGAAUUGACUUGAAAAAGCCUAAUUAUUUUUAGUUGUCUAAUUAAAAAUAUCUAGCUUUUUUUUCGUUUUUUC
Cornus florida is the source of this 1449-nucleotide messenger RNA. RefSeq names its product trans-resveratrol di-O-methyltransferase-like. Gene Ontology annotation, molecular function: S-adenosylmethionine-dependent methyltransferase activity; O-methyltransferase activity; protein dimerization activity. The transcript has 2 exons. Gene Ontology annotation, biological process: methylation. The record is from RefSeq and is a predicted model, not a curated record. Bases 72 to 1130 code for a protein of 352 amino acids. NCBI's taxonomy places the organism in Eukaryota, Viridiplantae, Streptophyta, Magnoliopsida, Cornales, Cornaceae.